AUGGCCUCGUUCUCCGCCCAAAGGUUGCUCAACAUCCCUCCGCCUAUCUAUCUCCACGCCGAUGAUCCGGGCUCUCCUCCUCCUGGGUCGAUCCUCCUCGACCCGUACGGCUACCUCAGCCAUCGCACCAACGGCACCACCGCCGAGGGCUUCACGGAGGACGGCCGUACCAUCCUGGUCACCUUCUGGGUGGCCAGCCCGCCGCGCGUGUCCUACUUCACUUUCGAUCGCUCCGACUUCCAGCCCUCCGUGUACGGCAACUUGCCCAAGGCCGUGACGACCUCGUCCUGUUCCGUUUCCCCAUCGUCACCAUCAGCCGUCGAGACGACGACCAAUGUCUCCUCAACAGCGAGGACCACCACUACUUCGUCUACCAGGCCGGCACCAUGGACACGCCGCCGUCACUUCAUCUGUGGGCUGGGGGUCGACCUCUGGCGGGGCAUCCUUAUCUGUCACCUUCUUCUCCCGGACAACCAUAUUCUUCGCUACAUCCCACUACCGUUGCCACAGGUGCCCAAGCCGCUCAGGGGUUAUGCCCUAUAUUAUCGGAACAUCAUUGUUCUUGGAGAUCACAUCAAGUUUUUCGAGAUGGCCAGACCACCAGGCUCUAACACUGGAUGCACCUGUGGUGCUCAACCUCAAAGUUUGGUGGCUGCAACAAAGAAGAUGAAAAUUUCAGACAUUGGUUCUGGGAACAACAACUGGGAGGAGGACUGCGCUAUCAAUUUUUCUGAGAUCCCAGUGGACAGCCUCAAGUUUGCCCAAAUGAUGCCUAGUCUGAAACAGGAGGUUACAGAUACAGAGCUAACCUUGAAGAGCCUCCAUGCGGGUUACCCUGCCCUGAGCUUGCAGGACGCUGAUGUUGUUUACGUCAUGCAAACACCUGACCCCAAUAAGGACAAGAAGGCAUCGGUGAUUGCAGUUGAUAUGAAGAACAAGACUAUAAAAGAUGUGGCUUAUUUUGGCUCUGGAAGGUAUCUUGGUUACAAUCACACCUACCUUCAAAGUGGGAUCUCGAAGUAUCUGGACAUUUGGUCCUCCUCCAGGAUUUUCCGAGUGUCCCUGCAGAUCCCUCCUAGCUUCUUGUCUCUUUGGAUAUGUGGAGAAAUUGGAUAUUUUUACCUUUCUAGUGUCUUUGGCUAUGUGGACAAAGGGUUGCAAUCGCAUGGUUUCCUGGACAUAGUAAUUGGUGCCGCAGAAUGUAUACAAGAGCAGAGUAAUGCACAGUUGAUGCCUCUUGAGUGCCAAACACACCAAAGCUGUAGGAACAUCAUCAGAAUCCUUACCAUCACCUUGUAG
Miscanthus lutarioriparius is the source of this 1299-nucleotide messenger RNA. NCBI's taxonomy places the organism in Eukaryota, Viridiplantae, Streptophyta, Magnoliopsida, Poales, Poaceae. The record is from the annotation of a GenBank genome assembly.